Messenger RNA from Megalops cyprinoides (Indo-Pacific tarpon), 4567 nucleotides. It is a transcript of the gene nphp4, whose product is annotated as nephronophthisis 4. Gene Ontology annotation, biological process: protein localization to ciliary transition zone; negative regulation of canonical Wnt signaling pathway. The coding region runs from base 85 to 4449 and encodes 1454 amino acids. NCBI's taxonomy places the organism in Eukaryota, Metazoa, Chordata, Actinopteri, Elopiformes, Megalopidae. The record is from RefSeq and is a predicted model, not a curated record. The transcript has 30 exons. Gene Ontology annotation, cellular component: ciliary transition zone; non-motile cilium; ciliary base.
AGCAAACAUGGCAGACGCUUGGGUUGAGAGUGAGAGCUAGCCAGCAAAUUUUCUCUAUAGAUUUUGAAAAAGUCAGCAUUCGCAAUGAUCGAGUGGAAAGCAUUGUUUGAGGGCAGCCGAAUGAUCCCUCCCCAUAGCCAGAGCGCGCGUCUGUCUGAAGAGCUGUCUCAGGGAUUUCAGAUUAGUCUGAAGCAUCUCGACGGAGCUUCUGUUGGACAGCGACUGCUGGAGGGGUUCCAGGGGGUGCAGUAUCAGCUGCGAGUCUCCCUGUUUGAUAUCAGCCACCGACACUUUUUCGGGAGGACAUGGAAGAGCUCGUUGCUGCAGCAGAUGAGGACUGGCCCUGGGCAGCCCAGCAGGGUGCCUUUUAAUGAGGUCCUCUACUUCCAUACCUCUCUCAGACAUCCUAGCGUGGUGGCCGUAGUGGAGGUGGUUGCCGUGACUGCGAAGGCUGAUGGCUCCCAGCGUGCUCUGGGCUGUGGCUUUGGAAUAUUGCGUCUCUUUUCCAGCAAGAGCAGUCCCGAGGAACCGCGCGCUGGCCAAGCGGAUAAAAGAUUGAGUCUUUAUCAUGGAAGCCCCAGAGCCCUGCUGCACCCAACACUGCAUGAGCCCUUAGAGAAGAACAAGCUCAUGACACUGAUUGAGGGGACCCACCUGCAGUACUCCCUGAAGCCGCACCCUGCCCUGGAGUCUGUCAUGCACUUCAUUCCUCCGAAUGUGCUGGUAUCUGGAACAGAGGACAUACCAGGGGUGUUGCCUUCCUCUGAUGAUACAGGCGACUCGCUGAGGAAGGCCCGUGUGCUGAGGAGCCUCACCUGCUACCUGGACAGGCUGUCCCUCACUCUGUAUCCCUCCCUGGAGAAGUUUGAGGAAGAACUUCUGCAGCAGCUAAACGCCGAUCAUCUAAACAGGAAAAACUGGGGUCCGGACGGGAGCGCGGUGGUGAUCCAGGAGCGGAGGCUGCACGUGGGAGUGCACAAUGGCUGGGGCUUCCUGGAGAGGCCACAGGUGGUGGUGGUGGAGCCGGAGGCCGAGGGGAGCCGGGGCCGCAGCGGCAGCUUCAGACAGGGCUCCCUCAGCAGGCUCAGCUCUUCGUCCUCCCCUCACGUCCUGGCUCUGCGCAGCCGAUUGCAGCUGAAGGAGAUGGUGUAUCACCCGGCCGUGGCCAUCGUCUUUCAGCUGGAGUACGUUUUCUCAGCGCCUGUUGCCGGAGAUGGAAAGGUGUCUUCCACAACCUCCUUUUCCAGGACGGCCUUCAUGCAGUGUCUGCGUUGGGCUGUGUGGUGCCCUUUCCAGGAGUCAGGCAGCCACACGGGCACAGAUGUGAACCUAGCUCUGCAGGGCGGUGCUGUGCCCAGUCCGUGUGGAGUCAUGGUUUACACAGCGCCUCCACCUGACCGAAGCUCCACUGAGGUGAAGGGUCUGGAGAAAGGUACUGUGAAGUUUAGGUUCUCAACCCGCUCUGAGGGGCGUUCCCCCAGCCCAGCUGUGUCUCUGAAGAGUAAACAAGAGGAGGCCUCCCGAUAUAAGAAGCCCCCUUCCCCAACGAAAGGUCGAAGUGACACUUUGCUUAAGGCUUCGCCUCCACGCUCACCGCAAGGCCCUGGGCUGUCCAUUUCUCAGCUUGCAGCGUCUCCACGGUACCCCACCAUCAGCCACUCCACAUCGUCUCCCUGGCAACAGCAGUUUCCCUCUCAGCUCUACCCCUCCCCAUUGGCAUCAGCCUACCAGCUGUCACAUGUCGAGCUGCCGGGCGCCAGCAGCAUCGCGCACCUGGAGGUCGACCUGAGCCAGCCGAACGCAGGGGACGCGGGGGUCCCGGCGCGGCGGCCUCCCCCCCAGCCGCCAGCCGAGCAGCUGCGGGAGCUGACGUUCGCCCCUGUGCACGCGCCUGUCAUCGCGCUGGGGACGCAGACGUCGGGCACCACUCCCUUGAUCUCUCGGGGCUCCAUGGCCCGCCUCUUCUCAGCCGGCUUCCCAGAGAUCCUGGACCUCAAUAAUCAGGCGGCCGAAGUCCUGGACCCAGCAGAGCCUGUCAACUUUAACCCCCAGAGAGAGGAGGCGGAUCAUUUGCAGUGCAACGAGCUCGUUCUGCAGUUUCUGGCCUUCUCCAGGAUACCACAGGAAGGCAUGAAUGCAGAUUGGCCAAAUUCCGUCUACUUCACGUUCCAGCUGUACCGCUUUCCACCCCUCACAACACAACGGAUGGUGCUGCUCGCUGCGGACAAGGCGCAGAAGAAGUCCAGGGAUAAGCAUCCGUGUGUCCUAGCUGUUACAAACAAAGAUGGAACCGUCAAUUCUGCGAGUCCUGGCCUACAGCUGAAGUACUUGGUGGACCCUGGCUUCCUGAAGCCCGGGGAGCACCGCUGGUUCCUGCGCUACCUGGCCCUUCACACGCUGCAGAUUGACGUGUGGGACAGCGACUCUCUCCUUCUCAUUGGCUCCGCGGCUGUGGAGCUCAAGCACUUGCUGCGGCAGGGUAGGCCUGCGGUCCAGAUAACACAGGAGCUGGAAGUGGUCACCACCGAGUACCUGCAGGAUGCCAUGGUCGUGAGUGGGGACGUCCCUGGGCGGACGGCUGUAUCGCCCAUCAAUGCCUUCACAACAGUCAAAGGCAGAAUCCAUCUCCGAAUGGGUAACGUCGGGCACCCUGCGGAUCAGAAUGUGAAAAAGUCCAAGAUGCUCCCCCCUGCUCGCUCACAUGUGAUCACGGCUCGCGACGGCACAAGCGGCUUCGGCGGCGGGAGCCUCUCUUCCAAGAGCGUGCAGAGCCUCAACGUGCGGAACGCCUCCCGGGCCCAGCGGCUGGUGGAGAUUGACAGCGAGCUGGCCGCGCUGCUGCACACCCGGAUGAAGGAGGCGGGGGUGGCCCUGGGGCAGGCGCUGCCGGAGACGGAGGAGACCCGCCGGCGCAAGUUGGACAGGAUGGCAGCCGUGCGCCAGUUCGAGGAGCAGGGCUGCAUCACCAGCGUAACCAAACCCAACAUCCUGAGCCGUCGGCAGGAGCGAGUCCAGCACGGACGGGACCUGCGGCUGAUCGAGGCCUACCGCGAGCGCAGCAAGGUGGAGAGCAUCACCAGCAUGCUCAGCAAAGCCAUCACCACCCAGCACACGCUAUACGCCACCCUGGGCGCCGCCGAAUUCUUCGAGUUCGUCCUGAAGAACCCCUACAACGUUCAGCAGACCGUCACUAUCGAGAGCGAGGACCCGGAGCUCAGCGUUAUCGUGAACUCCAGGGAAUGGAGGCAUUUCAAGAACCUGACCCAAACCAUGACACCUCUGGAGGAGGACAUGUUUCACCUCAAAGAGAACACAUUGACCCCCCAGGUGUACCUGCGCCCCAAGGAGACCGUUUACGUCCCUCUGAAAUACCAAACCUUCACCUCAGACCAUGCCGUCGUCACACAGGGACCAGCCAUUGUACAUACUGGAAGGAGUGCUAUAGUGGCCCAGAAGCAUCAGUCGAACACAGUCCAGGCCAAGACAAUUAAAGUUGUGUUCAGGGCGGAUGACGGCAAGCCUAUGGCGAUUUGUCAGGUGAACGUCGAACCCACACCACACGUCAUCGAUCAGACGUUUCGAUUCUACCAUCCGGAGCUCACGUUCCUCAAGAAGGCCAUCCGCCUUCCCCCGUGGGACAAUCUGCCAGUCAGGUCAGGUGACACAGUGUCUCAGAUUCAAGUGCGCUGCAGUGACCCCAACGUCAUCUGUGACACAAAAAAGAUGGCCCCCGGAGAACCCCAGGAUGUGUUUCUGAAAGUAACAGGUGGCCAGAGUCCGCAGAUAAAGAAGUUCUUUAUCACAGUGUUCACGGACGAGUGGCUGGCAGCACCAACCCAGAUCUGGCAGGUGUACGUCCACUUCUUGCAGCGUGUUGACAUCAGCUGUGUGACAGGUCAGGUAACCUGGCAGUCCCUGGUGCUGAGGGGCACCCAGGCUGUGCGGAAGGUCAAGUGCCAUACUUCUCACCCGGAAGAGGUCCAGAUUGACCCUGCCGAGGUGUUUGUUCUCCCCCCAAACGCAGUGCAGGACCUCCAGGUUGGAGUGGGACCGCGGAGAGCCGGCAGCAAGUUUGUGUACCUGAAUGUGGUGGAUGUGGAGUACCAUCAGCUGGUGGCUUCCUGGUUGCUCUGCGUGUCCUGCCGGCAGCCACUUAUAUCUAAAGCAUUCGAAAUCUUUCUCCCUGUGGGAGGUGGAAAGGGCAGCAACAAAAAAAUCACCUACACCAAUCCUUACCCCACCCGCAGGACUUUCCUGCUGCGCUCCGACCACCCCGACCUGCUGCAGUUCAAGGAGGACUCCUUCCAAAUCGGGGGAGGCGAGACGUACACCAUAGGGCUCCGCUUCGCGCCGAGCCAGAGCGCCGGGAUGGUGGAGAUCCUCAUCUACAUCAACAACCACGAGGAUAAGAACGAGGAGACGUUCUGCGUCAAGGUUCAGUACCAGUGAUCUCUGGGGCCGUGGAACUCCCCGGAGGCCUGAAAGCAGAGGGUAAACCCAGGGACACAUUGAUACCACGUGCUGCAGGCCGUGUCGGCAGCACAAGGUGUGUGUUUCACCAGACGAA